CCUGCUUUGUCAUAUUCCCUUCAAGGAUCUGUGGUCCUUUACUAAGUUUCACCCAUUGAAGUGUUUUUGCUUUAUGUUUCUGGAUUAUUUCAGAGACCUGGUGCCUGUCCAACUGUGGGCACAAUUUGUACCAAGUUUGCAUUGCCCAGUGCUGGGAGAAAUCAGCUACAGCCUGCUCCUGCCCUUGGUGUAGAGAAAUUGCCCAGCGGAGAAACAUCAGGCCAAGCAGAGAGGUGGUGAGAGUGAUAGAAAUGCCCAGAUGGCUGAGAUCCCCGGCAGAAAUGGGAGCGCCAGGAGGAGAGAGAGUGUGAGAGACACCAGGAGCCCCUGAAACUCUUCUGUGCCUAGGAUCAAAGUCCUGUCUGUGUGUGCAAGGGAUCUCAGAGAGCAUCACGUCGUUUUAUUUCCUGGAAAUCACCAAAGUUGCAGUCAAGACAGAAGGGCAGAGAGAGAGAGAAGCUUAUGACUCCAGAUAAAACUGGAAAUAUGACUUUAUCGAUGCACUUUCUGGAUUGCUUUCAAUUCUAAGAAAAGAAACAGCACAUCUUGGCAUCUGGAACUGCUAAGUAAAAACAGCUGAUACGUUACGGAAAGAGUCUUUGCGUUGCUGGCUCUAAGGCAUAGAAAGAUCAGAUAAGAAGAACCCCAGAGAUCUCAGCAGUUAUGGCCUCACUGAUUCCUGACUGGGAGAUCCAAGAUGAAACCAAGUGUCCCAUCUGCCUGGAGUACUUCACAGACCCAGUGAGUGUUGAGUGUGGACACAACUUCUGCCGGAGCUGCAUCUCUCAGUGCUGUGAGCAGCUUCACCGCAUGGAGUGUCCCAUCUGCAGAGGCCAGAUCCAGAAAAAACACUUCCGGCCCAACUGGGACCUGGCAAAUAUAGUAGGGAAAGUUAGACAGUGGGACUCCAGCCGGAGCAGUGUCGAAGAAGCAGAGGUGAACCUAUGUGUGAAACACAAGAAAAGCCUGGAUCUGUUCUGUGAGGAGGACAGGGAAGCCGUGUGCGUGGUGUGUGAGAGAUCUCCGGAGCACAGCUCUCACACCGUGCUGCUGCUGGAAGAGGCUGCCCAGAAAUGCAAGGAACAAAUUCAGACCCACCUGCAGACUCUGAAGGGAGAGCGAGAGAAGCUCAAAGAAUUUCAAGUGCGUGGAGAAAGGGAAAGCCAGGAGUGGAUGGAAGGGACAGAAGCUGACAAGCAGGAGAUGGUGUCUGAAUUUCAGCAACUGCACCAGUUCUUGCAACAGCAAGAGCACCACCUGCUGGCACACCUGGAACAACUGCAGGAGGAAAUUAGAAAGAAGAAAACUGAAACAUUCAUCCAGCUCUCUGAGGAGAUUUCCCAUUUCACUGACCUGAUCACUGAGGUGGAGGGGAAGUGCCAGCAGCCAGUGAGUGAGCUGCUGCAGGAUUUCAGAAGCACUUUGACCAGGUGCGAGAAGGCGAAGUUGCAACAGUUGGUGGGUGUUUCUCCUGAGCUGGAAAAGAGAGUUGUCAAUUCCUACCGGAUCAAUAAAGCUCUGAAAGAGACUCUGAAGACUUUUAAAGGCACUCUGCUCCUUGAACUGGAGAAAGACCAGGGUGUAGAAAAAAGAAGCAGAAAAGCAAAUAUAACUCUGGAUCCAAAGACGGUUCAUCCCUGCCUCCUCUUAUCUGAGGAUCUGAAAAGCGUGAGAUUGGCGGACAUUAAGCAGAAACUUCCCAACAAUCCUGAGAGAUUUAACACUGAUUACUGUGUGCUGGGCCAGGAGGGAUUCACCUCGGGGAGGCAUUACUGGGAGGUAGAUGUAGGUGUCUGGGGAGCUUGGGCUAUAGGGGUUGCCACAGAGUCUGUGAAGAGGAAGGGGCAGCUCAGCCUGAGCCCUGAGCAGGGGACCUGGGCUAUACGCUACUGCUGGGGCCAGUUCUUGGCUCUCACCUCCCCUGAGACCCCUUUCACCCUGUGCCAGGUCCCUAGGAGAAUCCGAGUCUUUCUGGACUACGAAGCAGGACAGGUGGUAUUUUUGGAUGCUGACAGUGAGGCUGCCAUCUUCCUUUUUCCAACUACCUCUUUCACUGGAAAGAGAAUUGUCCCUUUCUUUUGGCUGUGGGACAGAGGCUGCCAGCUAAGACUAUGCCCCUGAAAGACCAGACUACUUGAGCCCACCCUGACAUACUGCAUCACUUCCUUAUUUCUCCAAUUCUGUAGGUUAAAAUGCCUGGGUUAAUCUCUGCCCAGACAGUACCUGACAGCAUAAAGUCACCUGGAGAGGGUAGAGAAGUAUCCAGUGCUCUCCUGCCUCAUAGUUUCAUAGUUUUAUAGUAACUAGGGUUAGGAGGGACCUGAACAGAUCAUCUAGCCUGACCCCCUGCCACAGGCAGGAAUGAAUGCUUGGUUCACAAGACCCCAGACAGGUGAUCAUCCAACCUCCUCUUGAAUUUGCCCAAGGUAGGGGUGAGGACCACUGCCAUGGGAAGUUGGUUCCAGAUUUUGGCCACCCUAACUGUAAAAUAUUGCCUUCUGAUCUCUAAUCUAAACCUAUUCUCCAUCAGCUUAUUACUAUUGUUCCUUGUCACCCCAGGUGGUGCUGGGGAGAAAAGGGCUCUGCCUAUUUGCUGUUGAUAGGCACAGCCCUCCCCUGUAGCUCUGCAGGGAUCUGGAGGGCUGUAGUUAUCUGGAAGGGCAAAAAGGAGGUGCGGCAGUCCCAUGAGAAGGAGAGAAUAGGAGGGUGGGAGAGCAGAUUCAUCUUGGUGCCAGUCCACUGAUUUUGGGGAAAGGGGAAAGAGACCCAGAGGUUCCCGUGAGAGAUCCCUCAUUUGCACCAGUUUGAAGACGAGGGGAAAUGGAUCCUGUAUUUUCUCUACCAGAUUCUUCCCUAGUUUAAUAUGCAUCCACUCAUUUGGAGGAAAUAAAUCAAUUCCCACCUUUGUGAUUUCA
Alligator mississippiensis (American alligator) is the source of this 2915-nucleotide messenger RNA. RefSeq names its product tripartite motif-containing protein 10. The transcript has 9 exons. Bases 664 to 2121 code for a protein of 485 amino acids. Lineage: Eukaryota; Metazoa; Chordata; Crocodylia; Alligatoridae. Gene Ontology annotation, molecular function: zinc ion binding; protein binding. The record is from RefSeq and is a predicted model, not a curated record.